AGCCGGUCUGGCUCAACAGCGGGGGGGGGCAUCACUCUCUCGGGUUCAAAAGAAAUUCCACUCGAUUCAUGUAGGCGGCAAGGACUCGCUGGCACCGAUGCCGCCGCCAUGGCCUCUGCCGGGACGGCCUCCCCUCGGAGGCGGCGCCCGUGGGAGGCCGGCGCGGCUCGCGGUGUUGCUGGCCGCGGCGAGGUGCGCCGCCGAGGACGGCCGGCCUCUCCACAGCGCCGUGCGGAGCCACAGGCCGGGGACGCUCGUGAGGAGCGAGCCGGCUCUGGGGCCGUCCAUGUUCCAGGGCAAGGAGGCGUCGCACCAGGCCGCGGCGGUCAGCGUCGACGCGGGCGGCGUCUUCGCCUGGGCCGCCAGAGGUGCCACCGCCGUCGAGGCCGCCACGGCCGCUGGCGCGGCGGGCGCCGCAGGGCUCCCCGUGCAGCGCGCGGCGUCCGCGCCUGCGGCGGCUCCGGUGGCGGCGCCGGCAGCAGCGCAGUUGGCGGCGGCCGGGGCUCAGGCGCCGGCACCGGCGACGGGUCCAGCAGCAGCUCCAGCAGCGCUUCCACCGAAGCUUCACGUGAUAGGUCUCACGUGGGAAGGCCAGAAGACCGUGUUGUACCCGUACCUUCUUCAGAGCAUACUCGCGGCACACAAUCGGCCCGGAGCGCAGCAGAUCAGAAUGUCAGUGGAGGUUCACAAUACUGGAGACCCUGCAGCGCAAGAAGACUUGAUGUCUUCAGUUACGCAAGCGCAGGCGCUUUCGAAUUCGAAUGCUUCUGUGAAAAUGGCACCCUGGGCAUCUAAAGAAAAUGGCACGUGGGGAUACGUAGCUUUGGACCGAGCUCUUGAAUCUCUGAAGCGAGAUGCGAUAAAUACUGCGGACAACGACUACCUAAUGUUUUGCGACGGUGAUCGUGUUUACUUUCCAGAGAUGCUGGAGACCGCGUUGCCAGAGAUGCGGAAUGGUGUUGAUCUCGUUGGCCUUAGCUUCAUGUGUUCGCCCAGGCACGCACCUCCGUCUGGCGUUCGAUACAAAGAGUGUAAUUUUACCCAAGGAACUAUGGAUCUGGGAUCUGUGUUGUUCAGGGUGGGAGCAGUCAGGUCGUCUGGGCUGACUUUCGCACAGGUGCCAACACCUUGCGCAGACCUAGCGCACGGAAACCCUUACAAGUGCUCGGCCACUGAUACCCGGCCAUGGUGGGCUGCAGAUUGGGGUUUUGUGUCGCGACUUCUCAUCAAGGGUGCCAGCAAGAAGUGUGUGGGCAAGGGUGCUUUGAUGGAGCAGCACUGAGUAGUGCCAAGGUGCUGUGAGGUGGAAGCGCCCGCUUGUUGUGCCGCCGAGCGUGGUGGCAGACACCAGCAGAUAGCACCACGAGCCUUAUGGUUGUGCUUGCGCAGUA
Messenger RNA from Prorocentrum cordatum, 1391 nucleotides. Lineage: Eukaryota; Dinophyceae; Prorocentrales; Prorocentraceae. The record is from the annotation of a GenBank genome assembly.